AUGCCUAUCGGAGAGCAAGACAAGGGUGCUGAGGGUGCCGCAAAGGGCGUCACUUCUACUCUCGGCAAUGCCGCAGGAGGUGUGAGCCGCACAGUUGGAGGACUCGUUGGCACUGCAGGCCGUGGCCUCGGAGACACUAUCAACAACACCACUGGCACCAAGCAGGUCGGUGAUGGCCUUCAAUCCGUCACUGGUGGUAUCGAGGAUGGCGCCACGAAUGUUGGCAAGGGCGCUGAGAACGCUGGACAGUGGAAGAAGUAG
Molecule: messenger RNA, 261 nt
Organism: Zasmidium cellare ATCC 36951
Lineage: Eukaryota; Fungi; Ascomycota; Dothideomycetes; Mycosphaerellales; Mycosphaerellaceae
Exons: 3
Coding region: 1-261 (86 amino acids)
Source: RefSeq, a predicted model, not a curated record